AGGGUGGGGAAACGGGGGUGAUGCGGCGACGUGAUGACGUCAACCCCCGGCACGUAGAGGCGGGAAGGGAGGAGGUGACGUCGUGACGUCACCCGCGAGGCGGGAAGGAGGAGGAGAAGAAGGAGGAGCCAAAAUGGCGGCGAUGGCGGCGCUAGGGCGGAGAUUGAAGGAGUUGAGCCGGGCAGUGGGGAGGAGAGGGGUGCAGACCCCCCCGGGGGCCCCCCCCGAACCCCCCUUUACACCUCACCAAGAAUCAAGCGUGGAAUUUGCCUUCGUGGAACGGCUGCUGCCCCCAACCCGCAUCCCUGAGCCCCCCCGGCACCCCAAAUAUCCCACCCCCUCCGGCUGGAGCCCCCCCGCAGAGACCCCCCCGGAGCUGCCGUACUUUGUGGGGCGCUCCCGGCACCACAACCUGCCCGUCUACGAGCGCACGGCAAAGGGCAACCGGCGUUUGACCCAACUGCGGCGCCUCGAGGGGGAUCUGUGGGCACUGGAGAGGGACCUGCGAACAGAUUUGGGGGUGCAGGACGUGCAGGUGAACGAGGUGACGGGGUCCCUGCUGCUACGGGGCCACUGUGGGGCCCAGCUGCGCACGUGGCUGCUGCAAAAGGGCUUCUAGCACCCCAAAACUGGGGGGGACCCCAAAACCGGGGUGGGGGAGCCCCAAAAUCACAGUUCCAUCCUAAAUAUAGAGUCAGGAAAUGGCCUUAAAAUGGAGUCAGUGGUGCUUGUGGGCAGGAGGGGAGCCCAAAAAUGGACCAGGGGAGCCCCAAAAAUGGGGUG
This is a messenger RNA of Cuculus canorus (common cuckoo), 783 nucleotides long. It is a transcript of the gene MRPL49, whose product is annotated as mitochondrial ribosomal protein L49. The coding region runs from base 134 to 619 and encodes 161 amino acids. The record is from RefSeq and is a predicted model, not a curated record. Gene Ontology annotation, cellular component: mitochondrial large ribosomal subunit; ribosome. The transcript has 4 exons. Lineage: Eukaryota; Metazoa; Chordata; Aves; Cuculiformes; Cuculidae. Gene Ontology annotation, biological process: translation. Gene Ontology annotation, molecular function: structural constituent of ribosome.